Cucumis sativus (cucumber) is the source of this 2276-nucleotide messenger RNA. Its product is annotated as probable pectinesterase/pectinesterase inhibitor 34. Bases 150 to 1967 code for a protein of 605 amino acids. Gene Ontology annotation, molecular function: pectinesterase inhibitor activity; pectinesterase activity. The record is from RefSeq and is a predicted model, not a curated record. NCBI's taxonomy places the organism in Eukaryota, Viridiplantae, Streptophyta, Magnoliopsida, Cucurbitales, Cucurbitaceae. The transcript has 3 exons. Gene Ontology annotation, biological process: cell wall modification.
ACUCAUCACUCUCACAAUUCACAAAUUCACAAAUUCACAAAUUCACAAACUCACACCCACCACUUUCUCUCUCAUUCCAUAUAUAUUUACUCAAAAUCAUCUCAAAAUCCCCAUCUCCACCACUCCCCCUUUUCUUCCUCCUCUCCAUCAUGGGCUACGGCAGGCUCAACGAAACCGACCCCGGCGGCCCUUCCCACUCUUCCCCCGCCUCCCCUCCCUUCCAACUCUCCUCCCACCAUCCCACUCCCAAUCGGAGGACCACACGCCUUCUCCUUAUUUCCUUCCUCUCUCUCCUUCUCAUCGUCGCCGCCGCCGUCUCCGCUACCUUCCUCAUCGGACUACGAACCGCCUCCCCUGCUCGAUCCGACCCCAAUCUCCCUCGUAAACCCACUCAGGCAAUUUCCAAAGCUUGUAGCCGAACUCGCUUCCCCACUCUCUGUGUCAACUCGCUCCUCGAUUUCCCUGGCUCUCUCAACGCCAACGAACAAGAUCUCGUUCACAUUUCCUUCAAUGUCACUCUCCAACAUCUCAACAAAGCCCUCUAUUCAUCCUCUGAGAUUUCCUCUCUUCAAAUGGAUCUCCGCGUUCGUUCCGCUUACGAUGCUUGUCUCGAACUCCUCGACGACUCCAUCGACGCUGUUUCUCGCUCCUUGCAAUCCGUCGCACCGUCUUCCUCCUCCUCCACUCCGCAGCGCCUCGGCUCAUCUGAAGAUAUCAUUACUUGGCUUAGCGCUGCCCUUACUAAUCAAGACACAUGUACGGAUGGAUUCUCUGAACUCUCCGGUACUGUGAAAAACCAAAUGGCAGAUAAACUUCACAAUCUGUCUGAACUUGUUAGUAAUUGCUUGGCGCUGUUUUCCGGUAGUGAAACGAGCGAUUUCGCCGGAGUGCCGAUUCAGAACAAACGACGGUUGAUGGAGGAGGAGGGAGAGAAUGAGGAUAGUUCCGGUAAGUUCCCGAGAUGGAUGAACCGGAGAGAGAGAAGGUUACUGACGUUGCCGGUGGGAGUGUUACAGGCGGAUAUUGUGGUUUCUCAGAACGGUAACGGAACGGUGAAAACGAUCGCGGAAGCGAUCAAAAAGGCACCGCAGUACAGUAGUAGAAGGACGAUCAUUUACGUGAUGGCAGGAAGGUACGAAGAGAAAAACUUGAAGGUUGGGAGGAAGAAAACUAACCUCAUGUUUGUUGGAGAUGGGAAGGGUAAAACUGUCAUUUCGGGUUCUAAAAGUAUCUUUGAUAAUGUGACAACUUUUCACACGGCAUCGUUUGCGGCCACCGGCGCCGGAAUAAUCUUGAGGGACAUGACAUUUGAGAAUUGGGCUGGACCGGGACGGCAUCAAGCAGUUGCGCUUCGAGUCGGCGCCGACCAUGCAGUGGUCUACCGCUGCAACAUAAUCGGGUAUCAAGACACUCUCUACGUCCAUUCGAACCGUCAGUUCUACAGAGAAUGCGACAUUUACGGGACAGUGGAUUUCAUCUUCGGCAACGCGGCUGUGGUGUUUCAGAACUGCAGCAUUUACGCUCGUAAGGCAAUGGCACUUCAAAAGAACACAAUCACCGCCCAAAACAGGAAAGACCCGAAUCAAAACACCGGGAUUUCAAUCCACGCCUGCCGGAUCUUGGCCACCUCGGAUCUAGAAUCGUCCAACACCUCUAACCCGACGUAUCUGGGGCGUCCGUGGAAAUUAUACUCAAGAACGGUGGUUAUGUUAUCGUACAUAGGGAACCACGUGCACCCACGGGGUUGGUUGGAGUGGAACGCCACGUUUGCAUUGGACACGCUGUAUUACGGUGAGUAUAUGAAUUAUGGACCGGGUGGGGCGGUGGGGCAGAGGGUGACGUGGCCUGGGUAUCGAGUGAUAACGUCCACGGUGGAAGCGAGUAAGUUCACGGUGGCUCAGUUUAUUUACGGUUCGUCGUGGUUGCCGUCGACGGGAGUUGCAUUUCUGGGAGGGCUAAAUGUGUAAUUUGGGUAAUUGUAUUAUAUUUAAGGUUGGAAUAAAGAAAUCUAUGGAGGAAGAGAGAAAAAGAAAAAGGAAAGUUGAUAAAAUGGACGAUAAGGGGAAAAGGUGGGUAAAAAGUGUCGGCAUAAAACAACAUAUAAUUAAUUAAUUAUAAUUAUAUAUAUAUAUAUAUUAUUUUUUUCAUUUUUGGUCAAUGUAUGGAUAGUAAUUUAUGUUCCAUUCUUUUUUAUAUUUUCUCUUAAUUGUAUUGUAAGUGUAACUGAUUAUUAUCUGAUUUUUUAUAAUAUUAUUAAUAACGCAUUACAAUGACAA